AGAUAUGCAAAAUGCAGAGCCUAAUGAGCACUAGGCAAGUUCCUGCCCCCUCUGAGACUCAGUUUCCCUUUUGUCAAAUGGGGUGGGCCUUGAGGAUGCCUUGGGCCCUCCUAACUCCUAUGGGGUGGGACCUGGAGGGAGACAUGGGUGGGCAGAGAGCCCAGACUGGGCCUGUCCCCGGCCACUGGCAGCACAGCCAUCCUAUCCCUGGCACUGUGCCUUGGUUGGGCAGCUCUUAAAGGAGCUCUGUGGGCCCUGGCUGCUGCUGUGCCUGAAGCCAGUGGUCACCUCUCCACCCUUGGGGCUCCAGACAUCAUCCUCAGAUUCAUGCCUUUCACACAGAACUGUGACAGUUCCCUUAAGGCCCAGGACUCGGGGCCCCCAGCCUUGUGGCCAGGAAGGCUACUGGGAGCUGCCAAGCCCACCCCCUCCCUGAAGCACAGGCUGAGAGCCAGAGGGGGGCAGAGAGCUUCAUUCCUAAGCUCAUAUAGUGAGGUGGGAUCUAGCCUGUCCCCUAUUUCCUUGGGCUUCAAAAAUCUUGGGUAGAAGGCCCAGGGAGAGGGGCCUGGGUUCUAGUUCCGAUUCUGCAGCCCCCUUGAGCAGGCCCUGCCUCUCCAGGCCUCAGCUUCCCUCUGUCAAGUGGAGCUGAGGUCUUGGUGAGUCCUAAGGACCAGCGAGGCAGAAGGAUGGAAAGUAAGCUCGUCUCCUUCUCCCUCCUUCUCUGGGCAAGUAUUCCCCAUGCCCACCGCAGCCCUCCUCCCCGGCAACCGUCGCCACGGCAACAUGUGUUGUGGUUGCCAAUUUAACGUUAGUGCCGGCCUUGGGAGGCUGGUGAUGGGCAGGGCCAGGGCCUGGGAGGGGAAGCGUUGGGGACAUAGAAGAACGGGACCAUGGGGGCCUGCUGCUCAGCGCUAGGUGACCUCCGCAGUGAGAAAGACAACAAGGCCAGAGAGAAGCUGAAGACAACCAAGAUCAUCUUUGUGGUGGGUGGACCUGGCUCAGGGAAGGGUACUCAGUGUGAGAAGAUUGUCCAGAAGUAUGGCUACACCCACCUCUCCACCGGGGACCUCCUGCGGGCUGAGGUCAGUUCAGGCUCGGCCAGGGGCAAGAUGCUGUCAGAAAUCAUGGAGAAGGGGCAGCUGGUGCCAUUGGAGACAGUGUUGGACAUGCUCCGAGAUGCCAUGGUGGCCAAAGUAGAUACUUCAAAAGGCUUCCUGAUUGACGGCUACCCACGGGAGGUGCAGCAGGGAGAAGAGUUUGAGCGGCGGAUUGGACAGCCCACGCUGCUGCUGUAUGUGGAUGCAGGCCCCGAGACCAUGACCCAGCGGCUUCUGAAGCGUGGAGAGACCAGCGGGCGUGUGGAUGACAAUGAGGAGACCAUCAAGAAGCGGCUGGAGACCUACUAUAAGGCCACAGAACCUGUCAUUGCCUUCUAUGAGAAACGUGGCAUAGUGCGUAAGGUCAAUGCUGAAGGCUCCGUGGACAGUGUCUUCUCCCAGGUCUGUACCUAUCUGGAUGCCCUGAAGUAGCAAAGCCUGGAGCUUCUUCCUCAGCUCACAGUCCUGCCCCAUCCCUGUCCUGACUCCAGGCCGUCCUGGCCCAAGCCCAGUGCCUCCACCCUACCCGGCUGGAGCACAGACAGAGGAAGCUACUUUAUCCUGUUUUCAUGGACAGCCAAGCACUAAAGGAAUUUCCAAGGACUUUGGUUUUACUCCUUUUUCUUUGCUUCCAAUCUGAGUUGAUGCUCAUGGUUUACCUGCCCCCUCCUAUGCCCCCAGCCCCUCACCCUCCCAUUUCUCCUAGAGCCCCUCUGCCUACCUUCGAUAGUGGCCCCUUUCCUAGCUGCAGUGGAAGCCCCGAGGCCCUUCCUUAAGCAGGGCAUGCCCCGCCCAUGCUGUGCUAGGCCUGGGAUCUGGCGGCGACUGAGAGGCUGGUCCUUGCUCUGGGAGAUCUCGUGGUCAGGCACAGCUGGGCCCCAGCCUGGGUUCUGUGGCCAUGCUUUGUGGCCUUGGCCCUGAACCCUCAUCUCCCUGAGCCUGUUUUCUCAUCCUUUGUUCCGGAGGAGUUACUCUGUACCUAACCCCACCGGGGCCUGGGCCAUGGUGAGGUGGAUGGAGUCCUUUUCUCCUGCCCUUGGGGCUUCCUGGGCCGAGCAGGCUGUGAAUUGGUGUCCAGUUACCCUUGGUACAAGAUACUCCAAGGGUCUGGAAAAGGUCUUGGUGAUUGAAUGAGGGGGCCAUGGUCAGGGGUGGCCUCCCUGAGGAGGUGAGACCUGAAGGAAUCCCACUGCAUGACCCUGUACAGGUCACAACCUGCCCUCUCUGAGCCAAUUUCCAAAUCUGUAAAAUGGGCUCACUGACCCUCCCCAUCAGCUCCUCAGGGUUAAGACAAGAACACCCUGAGCAAGGGGUGUGGGUUGUCAGUUCUCACACUCUGUGGGAGUUGGAGACCACUGUGCAGGGCUGGAGAUGUCUUGGGGUGUCCCAGAAUCUCCCCAGGGAGAAUGACCUUCCUUUUCCGUUCUUUUUCACUCUUUGAAGUCAUUGUGGAGGAGGCUCAAUGUGGUGCUCAUCUAUCCUUAAUGCCCCUUCAGCCCUUGCUGGGCUCCCUUUAAAGCCAAGUGAGCUGGCCCCAGCUUUGCCUUCAGCAGCCCCACCCCAGCUAGAAUGAAAUCCCGCCUUUUGAGGUUGAUUGUGCUCAUUUUAUGUCCUCUUUUUUUUUUUUUUUUCUGUUUAUGGCAAGUGGGGCUGGUUUUCCAUUUACAUU
Molecule: messenger RNA, 2766 nt
Organism: Loxodonta africana (African savanna elephant)
Lineage: Eukaryota; Metazoa; Chordata; Mammalia; Proboscidea; Elephantidae
Gene: AK1
Product: adenylate kinase 1
Exons: 6
Coding region: 891-1529 (212 amino acids)
Biological process (GO): ATP metabolic process; nucleoside triphosphate biosynthetic process
Cellular component (GO): cytoplasm
Molecular function (GO): AMP kinase activity; ATP binding; nucleoside diphosphate kinase activity
Source: RefSeq, a predicted model, not a curated record